AAACAAAACGUCAAAAAGACGAAACGUGUGAAACAGCUAAAACGUGUUCGCUGAUUUGCUGGGUGAAGAUUAUUAAAUUUUGUGAAAUAGUUGAGUUAAAUUCAGUAUUAUUGGUGUUGAUAUUGUGCAGAAACUUCAAAUACGCUAAUUUAAAGCUUCUACAGUGAUAGAGCGAAUGAUCGGAAUUAGCUCCAAAACGGUAACUGCGUAGAGGGUAUUCGUAACCUUCAACAGAUUAGCUUCUUCCGUGUCCAAUUAAAGCUAAUAAUCGGAUACGGAUUCAACGAAAAUCUGGUGGAUUGCGUUUUGGUCACAACAAAAAGCCUAUUACGGAUAUUUCACACCACAAUAUUAAUUAAUACAAUGCAAGAAUGUCGAUCACAACGGAAAAACGCCGAUUAUCAUCUAUUCUAAAACCUUACCCGAGCCUAGAAAGCCCAAAGCUGAAUGCGAGCCUUUCGCAAAACAAGGUUCGCUUCGACGAUCUAUCAAUCGAAUCGGUUCUCCAGGAUGCCCUGGAAAAUAAUCGGCUGCAGCGCUUCGAACAUUUGCUGGCUUCCAUCAAGGAGGAACAGUUCGAUGAAAACAAAUUCCAGCAGGUCUUUAUUGAUUCGAAACGAUGUGUCCACCUAUUGAACGCCAACUUUGGAAUGUUGGUGGAGGCCUUGCUGUCGGUGAAAUGGUUAUCGCGGAGUGAUACCGCGCAGGAAAUUUACAAGGCAUUUGUGAUAGAGCUGCUGGUAGCGCAUAGUAACUACACGUCCCUGGUGGUGUCGAGGUUAGUGCAGAGUUUUAUCCCAAAGGACGACGAUCGGAGCGGUUGGGUUCAUGGGGUUCCUACCGAGGAGACGCUAAGGACGGUGGCCCCGAUUCACGAUUUGAUUGUAAGACUGAUAAAUGUAAUACCGAUGUUAUUCGAUGUAAUUCUGGUUCAUUUGCGAAAAAACUUUCCCUACUUUAAGAAGCCUACGCACGUGGUUUGUGGAUUCGUACACAACAUGUUAUGCAUGACGGAGUACUCAUCGAUGUUUGUUGAAGAAUUAUUGGAGAUAAUUUUCAAUCGAAUGUUGGUGAUAGAUGUUAACGCUCCCAGGAGAGAAAUUGAGGAAGCGGAAUUCCCAGAAGAUGAGCAGCAAAUUUUUAUGAUGGAGGACGAUGCUGUAGCAGGCCACAACGAGGAUGAGGAAGAUGUAACGAUGAAGAUGCCAUUAGCCGAAACGUUGGAUUGUUGCAUGGAACUGUUGUUCGAAUAUAUCAAAAAACGAACUUCUUCGGAAAAUACCAAUGAAUCAGAUCGAAUGUUCAAGGUGCUGCUGUCUCUUUUUGACAAUCACAUUCUGCCCACACACAACACGCACCACGUGCAAUUUUUGAUAUUUUACUUCUGCAGCUUUAAGCAGUCCUAUGCGGAAUACUUUAUAACGUAUCUGUGGAAACAGGUGUGUAACCCAAACGUUUCCACUCCGAUGCGACAGGCAGCGGUUGGGUAUCUCGCUAGCAUGCUGGCACGUGCUAAAUUUGUCCCAAUAAGCCUUUUGAAAUCCACGCUGCUAGAGUUUUCUACUUGGGUUCACCAAUACAUCCAGGAAACGGACUCGAUGAUUGGAUGUACGCUGAAAGCCCACAUGGUGUUCUAUUCGAUCUGCCAGGCAAUCUUCUACGUGGUGGCGUUCCGGAGCAAGCACCUAACGGCAAGCUCGAAAAAUCUCAUCUUCCUCCAAUCGCUGCAACUUUCGUCUAUUGUCACCUGUCAUCUGAAUCCGCUCAGAGUAUGCCUGCCGGCCGUAGCAACAGCGUUUGCCGGUGUUACGAGAGCUCAUCAGUUGGCUUACUGUCAUACUAUUUUGGAACGAAAUGCCCGUCGUAAACUGGCAACGAUAUACAAAAAUGAAGCACAAACACCGCAGGAAUGUUUGGAAACUUUCUUCCCUUUCGAUCCGUACAUAUUGAAAAAAUCGAGUCAACGGAUCGAUCCAAUCUUUCUACAGUAUCAAGCUAGUGAAACGGAAGAAAACCAUCCAAUUAGUUCACCGGAAGCACGUGGUCGCAAAAGGUCCGAAUCGAUGUCCGAAGAUGUUGAUGACUUUCUGCAGGAAAGCAAACGGCUCAAAAAUGAUCAAGGUGCACCACAGGACUUUGGUGAAAUGCACUAUACAUACUCCUACGGAGUAUCGCCGGGUUUUCACAAUUAGAAUCAAAACUCAUUGGUUAGAAUAUAUGUGUAGUUAUACUUAUUUUCAUA
This is a messenger RNA of Topomyia yanbarensis, 2242 nucleotides long. RefSeq names its product RNA polymerase I-specific transcription initiation factor RRN3 (gene Tif-IA). Gene Ontology annotation, molecular function: RNA polymerase I general transcription initiation factor activity; RNA polymerase I core binding. Gene Ontology annotation, cellular component: nucleus. Gene Ontology annotation, biological process: transcription initiation at RNA polymerase I promoter. Lineage: Eukaryota; Metazoa; Arthropoda; Insecta; Diptera; Culicidae. The coding region runs from base 372 to 2192 and encodes 606 amino acids. The record is from RefSeq and is a predicted model, not a curated record. The transcript has 3 exons.